AUGCGAGGUUGGCAGCCGCUCCAGAAGCUUCUAGAAGCCGCCGCGGACUCCUCCACUCCCCUUGCCGCCGCGCGCCUCCACGCCCACCUCCUCCGCUCGGGCCACCUCCACUCCUCCCACCACCUCACCUCUCGUGUCCUCGCGUCCUACCCUCCCGCCCUCGCUCGCCACCUGUUCGAUGAAAUCCCCGCCCCGACCCCGCGCCUUGCCAAUGCGCUCCUCCGCGCCCGCGUCCGGGCGGGCCAGUGGCGCGACGUGCUCCUCCUCCUCCCGCGCCUCCGCGUCCGCCCGGACGCCUUCACGCUGUCCCUCCUGCUCAAGUCCUGCGCCAUGCUCCCCUCCCUCGCCCACGGCCGUGCCGUGCACGCGCUCGCCGUCCGAUCCCGCGCCGCGUACACCGACGCCUUCGUGGCCGCCGCGCUUGUGCAGAUGUACGCGAAGUGCGGCGACAUGGUUGGCUCAAUCAACGCCUUCAACGCGUUCGAGGAACCAGACAUCGUCCUCCGGACUUCCGUGGUGACUGGGUACGAGCAGAACGGGAUGGCACAGGAGGCACUGGAGUUCUUUGCAAGGAGUGUGAUUGGCCAGGGUUUCAUGCCGAGUCCAGUCACUCUUGUGAGCGUGAUCUCGGCAGCGGCGCAGUUGAGGGAUGCCCGAAAUGGGCAGGCCUGCCAUGCAUAUGUUCUCAAGAAUGACUUGGAGUACGACUUGGUUCUGGUGAAUGCUAUUCUUGGGCUUUACAUGCGGAUUGGAGCUGUGCAAUCUGCAAGGAGGUUAUUCGACGGAAUGAUGGAGAGAGACGUGGUCACAUGGAGCUGUAUGGUCACAGGAUAUGUGCAAUCUGGACACACCUCUGAAGCGUUGAGCUUAUAUAAGAAAAUGGUUGCGGCAGGAGUGAAGCCAAAUGCAGUUACCGUGGUGAGUGUUCUGCAGGCCUGUUCGCUUGUUCUGGAUGUUGAAGAAGGCAAGAGGUUGCAUGACAUUGCUGUCAAGAUAGGUUGCGAACUUGAGAUGACAGUUGCAACUGCGCUGGUUGAUAUGUACAUGAAGUGCUCGUGCCAGGAGAAGGCAAUGCAGUUAUUUCUUCGGAUGCCAAAGAAAGAUGCAGUUGCUUGGGCGGCGGUCAUCAGUGGUCUUACCCAAAAUGGUCUCCCUGAUGAGUCGAUGAGAGUCUUCAAGUGCAUGUUGUUGGAUGGUCCUGUCCCUGACGCUGUCACUAUGGUGAAGGUACUUGCUGCAUGCUCAGAAUCUGGUGUUAUGAAUCAAGCCUUUUGUCUCCAUGGCUAUUUGAUUAACACUGGUUUCUGUGAUAAGAAGUUUGUGGCAGCUGCACUUGUGGAUUUGUAUUCUAAAUGUGGAAACUUGGGUAGCGCUGUCAGGGUAUUUGAAAGUGCCACUGAGAAGGAUAUUGUGCUAUGGAGCUCAAUGAUCUCAGGUUAUGGAGUCCAUGGCCUUGGGCAGCAAGCUGUUGCCUUGUACCAAAGGAUGGUUGCUUCUUCAGUUAAACCUAAUAGCCUGACAUUUGUAUCUGUGUUAUCGGCAUGCAGCCACUCUGGACUAGUGCAGGAAGGAAAGUCCAUUUUUAAAAGCAUGACCCGAGUCUAUGGAAUCAUGCCAAAUGCAGAGCAUCGUAGUGCCAUGGUUGAUCUCCUUGGCCGGGCCGGUGAAUUGCAAGAGGCAGCGAAGCUCCUUCAUGAAACAGGUGGGAGAGCUGAUGCUCAUACUUGGUGUGCCUUGCUUGCUGCCUGCAGAGAACACCGUGACACAGAGAUGAGUGGUGUGGUAGCUGCCAAACUACUCAAGCUGGAUUCUGACCAUGUUGGCUACUACAAUCUCUUGACUAAUAUAUAUGCUUUUGAUGAAAAGUGGGACAAUGUAAAAGAGACUAGGGACAUUAUCAGAGACAGAGGUUUGAAAAAAGUGCCUGGUUGCAGUGCAGUAGAGAUCAAUAAUGCAAUGCACACAUUCACAGCUGGGGAGAGGUCACACCAAGAUUGGGAGAAGAUCUCUACAUUGCUCUGGGAGUUGUCACGAAAGUUGAGAGGGGAUGAUUGUUUCUUUCAGUUGGACGGUCACUUGGUGUUUGAAGAUUUCUGA
This is a messenger RNA of Triticum turgidum subsp. durum (durum wheat), 2097 nucleotides long. The record is from the annotation of a GenBank genome assembly. Lineage: Eukaryota; Viridiplantae; Streptophyta; Magnoliopsida; Poales; Poaceae.